Molecule: messenger RNA, 712 nt
Organism: Physella acuta
Lineage: Eukaryota; Metazoa; Mollusca; Gastropoda; Physidae
Product: transcription initiation factor TFIID subunit 8-like
Biological process (GO): transcription initiation at RNA polymerase II promoter
Cellular component (GO): transcription factor TFIID complex
Molecular function (GO): protein heterodimerization activity
Source: RefSeq, a predicted model, not a curated record
AUUAUGAACACAUUUUGAGUGUUUUUGAACAGAAAGAUUAGAGAUGGGUUCAGAAAAUGUUAAUAAUAUGCCUUCAUCAAGCCCAUGGAGAAGGACUUUAAAAACCUCUGUUGCUGCACUCUCGGUAGAAUGUGGGUAUCAGUGUGCAGAAAAUUUAGCUUUGGAGACACUUAUAGAGAUGACUCAAGCAUACAUUUGGGAAGCUGGACGAAGCUCAAGUGCAUUUGCUGAACUAGCAGGCCGGACACAUGGUAUGCCAAGUGAUGUUGUUUUAGCCCUUAUUGAAAUGGGUCUUGACUUUACAGCCAUUCCAGCACAUGCAAAACGUGAAAAUAAAACUGUUUAUCUUCCUCCUGUACCUGCACAAGCACCUGCACCCUCAAAAAAUCUGCAAGUUGGUGAGAAGAGAAAAAAUCCCAUACACAUACCUGAGCAUUUACCCUCUUUUCCAGAUCCUCAUACCUACAUUAAAACACCGUGCUUCAAGCAAACUGCUAAUGAAUACCAGCUGUUUAGGGAGAAGGCUGCAUCUCAAAAGCGUGAUGUUGAAGUAGAUCUGACACGUUUUAUUGCAAAAACUGGAGCAACACACUCUUUGUUCUAAGAUGAUAAAUCUGCUUUUUCAUUAAUUGCUUAUGUGCCAUCUGAAUAUGAGACAAUUGACAAUCCUUAUCUCAUGCCUGCUAAAAUUGCCAAAAAGAAAUGGAGAUAG